Messenger RNA from Dioscorea cayenensis subsp. rotundata (Guinea yam), 1836 nucleotides. Its product is annotated as zinc finger MYM-type protein 1-like. The transcript has 5 exons. The record is from RefSeq and is a predicted model, not a curated record. The coding region runs from base 1 to 1836 and encodes 611 amino acids. Lineage: Eukaryota; Viridiplantae; Streptophyta; Magnoliopsida; Dioscoreales; Dioscoreaceae.
AUGGAGGUUGAAUACCACACUCGUUUAACAACCAUAUUAGAUGUGACACAAUUUCUCUUGAAGCAAGGAUUGGCUUUCUGUGGACAUGAUGAGUCCUCGAGCUCAUUAAACAAAAGCAAUUUCCUUGAGUUACUAGAGUGGUAUAGCCUACGGAAUGAUAAAGUUUUUAGGGCUGUUAAUCAAAAUGCUCCUGGAAACAAUCAAAUGACUUCACUAAAGAUUCAAAAGGAGUUAGCAAAUGCUUCUGCAGUAGAAAUUACAUGUGCUAUUGUUGAUGAUAUUAGAGAAAAGCAUUUUUCUCUUAUGAUUGAUGAAGCCCGGGAUGUGUCAGUGAUGUUGCAAAUGGGAGUUGUUCUGCGAUAUGUGGACAAGAAUGGGUAUGUGAUAGAGCGGUUCCUUGCUAUGGUUCAUGUGUUAGAUACAUCAACUAUUUCAUUGAAGAAUGCCAUUGAUUGUCUAUUUUCCAAACAUGGGUUAUCUCUUUCAAGACUAAGGGGACAAGGAUAUGAUGGGGCUUCAAAUAUGCUAGGAUAUAUCAAUGGUUUGAAGGCACUUGUCCUAAAAGAAAAUCCAUAUAUAAGGUAUAUCCAUUAUUUUGCUCAUCGGCUCCAAUUAGUGAUUGUUGUUGUUGAUAAAGACAAUGGAAUUGUGAGUGAUUUUUUCCAAUAUGUUAUUAUGAUUGUUAACACAGUGGGAGCAUCACGCAAAAGAAAAGACCAACUUCGGCAACAUCACUAUGAUAGGUUGGUUGAGCAAUUGGAAAGGGUAGAGAUAGUCAGUGGUAGAGGAAAACAUCAAGAAUCUAGUUUAGCAAGACCGGGUGAUACUCAUUGGGAAUCGCAUUACACUACCAUUCCCCAACUAAUCUCAAUGUGGACUUCAGUGUUAGAUGUCCUCCAAAAUGUGCACGAUGAUGGUGCUUCAAAUGAUCAUAGAAGCAUAGCGGUCAUUGAUUUGAUUUCACAAGAAAUGCAAAACCGCUUCACAGAAACUAGCACAGAAUUACUUCUUCUUCUGUCAUGCCUUGACCCAAAGGACUCAUUUUCUAAAUUCAACAUCUACAAGCUACUUCAUCUUGCAGAACUUUAUUUUGAAGAUUUCACAAUGACUGAGCGCAUGAUGCUUGAGGAUCAAGUUGCUACUUUUAUUUAUGAUGUGCGGCAUGAUGCAGAUUUUAUAAAUGUUAGGAACUUGAGAGGUUUUGCUAGGAAAAUGGUUGAGACAGGCAAACAUAUUAUUUUUCCACUCAUUUAUCACCUUAUUGAGUUGGCAUUGGCUUUACCAGUUGUGACUGCUAGUGAUGAGAGGGUGUUUUCGGCUAUGAAUAUUGUGAAAACUGACUUACGCAAUAAAAUGGUAAACCAGUGGAUGAAUGAUAGCUUGGUUGUCUAUAUUGAGCGCGAGGUUUUUGCAACUAUAGACAAUGAAGCAAUUCUACAACGUUUUCAAAAAAUGCAAACUCAACGGAUGCAAUUAUCUCCUCUUAGUCUUAGCCACAUGGCUCACAUUUCUAGCAUUAAUGCUGGCAUUGGUUCUAGUUCAAGUGAGAGUUGUUCAACAAGGCAAGCACAGGUGCCAUCCUCCUUUCACGGCAAGCUUGGGCUGAGCAUGAACGUGCUCUCCCCGUGUAUUAUGCUGCUUGCACAGUUACCAAUUUUCACCAAAGUCUCGAGAAAAGCACGACUUAAGAACGCCUAUCUAGGUUUAUCAAAGGAUGGCUUAGCAAGGGUUUUGAGAUCCAACUUUAGGCAGUCACUGGAGGUCAAGACCAAACAUCACCACACCUUCUGGGAAGACCAAGAUAGUGUUGGAGGCACAUUUGAGAAGUGGAGCUAG